Messenger RNA from Vanessa tameamea, 2835 nucleotides. RefSeq names its product MPN domain-containing protein CG4751. The record is from RefSeq and is a predicted model, not a curated record. The coding region runs from base 34 to 2724 and encodes 896 amino acids. The transcript has 7 exons. Lineage: Eukaryota; Metazoa; Arthropoda; Insecta; Lepidoptera; Nymphalidae. Gene Ontology annotation, molecular function: metallopeptidase activity; protein binding.
UUAAUAAAAUCACCUUUUUAAGUAAAUAUAAUUAUGGAUUUACAAACAUCUCACUUAGCCGCAGCUUUAAUGUCGGGAAACAAUGUGUUUAAUAUACCACAACAAGAACCUGCCGGUGGAACAGCAGAAACUGGUAACGGUGAAAGUAAAAAAGAAAAGACCAAUGAAACUCAAAAAGAAACCGCUUUUGAAGAAAAGGAGGAAUUAGAAGAAGAAGAGUUCUCAGAUGAGGAAUCUGAGACACAGCCGGGUAACAAAUCUAUACCUGGUAGAGGUGUUACUCUACAAAUGCUGUUAGAAGAUAAAAUGUUAGAGCCAGGCACUGCUGCAAUGACUAUAGAAUAUCUGGGGCAAAAAUUUGUUGGUGAUUUACAACCUGAUGGGAAAAUCAAGUCACAUGAAACAGAAACAAUUUUUUGUUCUCCCUCUGCCUGGGCUAUACAUUGCAAAAGGAUUAUUAACCCUGACAAAAGAUCUGGCUGUGGUUGGGCAUCAGUAAAAUAUAAGGGCAAAAAACUUGAUACAAUUAAAGCAACAUAUCUUCGGAAAAAACAAUUACAAAGGGAGAACAUGCACACUGAUGAAGAGACAGAAAUGGAAGUAGAAAGUCCUCCUGAGCCCCCACCACAGAGAGUUGUGAUGAAACAUAACACAGUGCCUAAUAGAAUGAUGCAACAUGAUGCAAAUAUGUUAAUUGAGGCAGUUUCAUUUUCAUCAGCUGGGAAAGUUCAACCAUUUCUAGUUUCAGUCAGUUCUAAUGCUCUUCUUCUCCUUGAUAUUCACUGUCAUUUGAAAAAGGAAGAAGUUUAUGGAUAUCUUGCAGGAACUUGGGACUUGAACAAUCAUAAUCUGAUGAUAACACACACAUUCCCAUGUUUGAUUAGUAAAAAUGACACAAGGCCUAGAGUUUUAGUUGAAUUAGAAAUUCAAAUGGAAAUCGAAAAACUGGGUCUGACUCUUUUGGGAUGGUAUCACUCCCACCCUACCAACCCUGCCAUGCCCAGCUUGAGAGACUGCGAUAGUCAGCUAGAAUAUCAAAUUAAAAUGAGGGGACCAUCAGAAAUAUCUUACAUUCCGUGCAUUGGGGUUAUCUGCUCACCCUACAAUCCAGAAAGUCCAGUUCUAGAAUCUUCCUUAACAUUCUUCUGGGUGAUGCCGCCACCAGAACAGAGGCCUACGGAAUACCCACGUCCAUUAUUAUUGCAAUAUAAUAUGGUUCAUGAUAGUCAUUUAUCCACGCAUGCUAUGGAGCAAAUUAAGAAAAGUAUCAAGUACUACAUUACAUUCACAGAUGAUGCGUUUGUUAAUUUUAAAGAAAACUAUAAACCAGAUAUAACGUUUUUAGAUAAAUUAAAGUGUACCCUAACACCUAAAUUUCCAAGAGAACAAAGCGAUGGUCUGCUAUGGCAUUUCAUAAGAGAUGAAUUAGGUUGUUCGUCGGAAAAUGAUGACAAAAUGGAUUUGGACGCCUUGUUAGCUGUGCCUCAAGUUAUUCCAGCUUGUAAACCUAGUCAGACUUCAUCAUCUAACUUCCCAUCAGUUAGUACUUUGCAGCAAAUGGUCAGUAGACCACCUGGUGUACCACCAAUUAAUGUGUCAUCGGCGAUAGGGCCUGUUUCCCCGCAUAAAUUUGAUACACCACCAUUGAACAUACCAGUUUUAUCUUCUUCUGCGAAGCCGUCUAAAUCAACUACGCCGUCUCUUCCGCCAACUUAUCCAACAGGUUUAGACAUGUUGACGAGCAUGGCUUUAGGAUUGGGAUCUCCUAAUAUGUCCCUUCCUCUAGGCACCACAGGAUUAGAAAGUUUAGCAGCUGCAAAUAGUAUGCUCACCGGUUUCAAUCCUGGUAUGUCCUCUAAUUUAGCGGCUUUAUCAUCUUCUAAGCUUCCCGAUCUUCCCUCAUACGCAGCAUCAUUACAGAACCUGUCCAGUAAUAUUGUAAACUUUGAAAAAACCUCGACUAGUACAUCAACAAGUUGUACCACAUCUGCAGCUCCUAUUCCUGCAAAUAUCGCUUCGAACUUAAUGAUGAGCUCCGCAGAUAUAGCGAAUGCUUUGUUAUCGGCAAGUAAAUAUUCUAGUGCUGGGAUAUUGGGAAUACCGGACCCUAUGUCAAAAUCAACACUUGCCGCUAAUAACAUGUUUUUGUCCCCGUCUUUGCUCAAGAUGCAAGAGUCACUGCUUAAACCUUUGUCAAGUAGUAGUCCAAUACCUUCGAAAGCGAGUCACGAUCAGAAUAUGAUGAUGAAAAGUCCGCAUGAUUUAAUCAAAAGUGGUAGCAAGGAUUAUUUACCUCCAGACUUUGGAAGUAUAGGCAAAGGCAAGGAGAGCUCCUUAGACUCUAUGAAACAUACGGACUUAAGCACACCUAAAGGCGAAUCAUCUAAAUCCAUUUUGUCAGAAUCUCAGCCGACAGACUAUUCCCAGCUGGGUGCUUCGCCGCGAAUCGGUGGCGACCCCUUUUUGAAUCAAAUGUUAGAAUUGACUAAGAAAACGACGCUUCCGGAUUACGUAACAGAUUAUAGUCAAAGCCGUAAAAUUACAGAUGAAGAAAUACAAAAGAUACAAUCAAAUCCGCUAUCUUACUCUAGCGCUGCUAGUAUUGCAGACACCAUCGCGCAAGUAGCUAUGGGCAACUUCAGUAAAAUGGAUGAUGUGGUCGACUAUAGCAAAAGUCAAGAUUUUUCUAGUAAUAAAAGCUUAAAUAGUGAAAAUGAGAACUAAUUACUAAAUAAUGACAUUGUAUCAAUGUUUAUAAACCUUUCUUUGAUGGUUAUGUGUGCAUAGCUGUUAAGGUAUUUUUACUUAAAGACACAUUUACAGAAACAAAUACAU